AUGGAAUUCUUUUGGAAGAAAUCGAAGAGGGAAUUCCAGCUAACUGUGUCAACUUUUGGCAACUCAUCGACGGAGAAGUCCUUUUCUUCCAAAGGGGAAACAUUGACGUGGGGGAGAGAGAACCACGGCAAGGGAAUUGGGGUGGGCGAUUGGAUUUUUCAAGUCACGGAUAUCUCAGGCGAAAUGCCGUCGUUUGAUUCGUUCGAUGCGUUCUUGUUGGCGGCCAGCAAUGCCUGCUGUAGCCCUAUCGCGCUUUUUAUUCAGAUCCAGGGAUUUUUCAUUUGCUUACUCCUUGCUCUUGGCUGGGCUUUAGCUUCUUAUGUCAGGAAUAAAGAGAUAAGAAAGAUAAAGGAAAGCACAGAAAAAGGAAAUAGCUUUGCUUUUCUUUGUUGUGAUAUUAAUGACCUUGAGCACUCUAAUCAGGUCAAUUUGCCAAGGGUUUCAGUUGUUAUGCCUUUGAAGGGAUAUGGGGAACACAAUCUACAUAACUGGAGAAGUCAGAUUACAUCUUUAUAUGGUGGUCCAAUAGAAUUUCUUUUUGUGGUUGAAAGUACAGUAGACCCUGCUUACCAUGCCAUCUCUCUAUUGUUAAAGGAUUUCGAGGAUGAGGUUGAUGCCAAAAUUAUUGUAGCUGGCCUGUCAACAACUUGUAGUCAGAAGAUACAUAAUCAGUUGGUGGGAGUACAGAAAAUGCAUAAAGAUAGCAAAUAUGUCUUAUUUCUUGAUGAUGAUGUUAGGCUUCAUCCGGGCUCAAUUGGAGCCCUCACUGCUGAAAUGGAUAAGAACCCAGACAUAUUCAUUCAGACUGGAUAUCCCCUUGAUUUACCAUCUGGAAGUUUAGGGAGCUACUGCAUAUACGAAUAUCAUAUGCCUUGUUCGAUGGGGUUUGCUACUGGCGGUAAAACAUUCUUUUUGUGGGGAGGGUGCAUGAUGAUGCAUGCAGAUGAUUUUAGAACAGAUCGUCAUGGUGUUGUUUCAGAACUUCGAGAUGGGGGCUAUUCAGAUGACAUGACUCUUGCAGCUAUUGCGGGGGCUCAUAAGAGACUCAUCACAUCACCGCCAGUGGCUGUUUUUCCCCAUCCGCUUGCGAGUGAUCUUAGCUUUGGCAGGUAUUGGAAUUAUUUAAGGAAGCAAACAUUUGUUCUGGAGUCAUACACGACAAAAGUCAACUGGAUUAUGAACAGGGCGCUAUUCUCUACCCACUGCUACUUAUCAUGGGGAUUUGUAGCUCCAUAUAUUAUGUCUGGGAUACAUUUGGCAGCGGCACUGAGACUUUACUUCAAAGGAUACUCAUUUGAUGAAGCACCAUUCUCAUACACUGGGUUGUUAUUGGCUGGUUGCCUUGCGACAUGUACUGUUAUUGAACUUCUGUCCAUGUGGAAUCUGACAAGAAUAGAGGUUCAGCUAUGCAACCUGUUAUCUCCAGAGGCUCCUCCAAUGUCACUUGCAUCUUACAACUGGUGUCUCGUAUUUAUGGCAAUGCUGGUUGAUAAUUUUCUGUAUCCAAUAUCUGCAAUGAGGUCACAUUUUUCUCAAUCUAUCAAUUGGUCGGGCAUCCGUUAUCAUUUGAAGGAUGGCAAGAUACACACGAUUGAAAGAAGCAAGGAUAAGGGACCAAAGUUCACGGAUUUAGGAGGAAAGCAUUUGUAUGGAAGGAAAGGAGCUACGAGCAAUUAUUCGUUCCUUCUCUCAUUGUCCAGAAGUCUUGCUCAAUGGAGACAACCGAAGAAAUAUGAUGUAUAG
This is a messenger RNA of Striga hermonthica, 1743 nucleotides long. Lineage: Eukaryota; Viridiplantae; Streptophyta; Magnoliopsida; Lamiales; Orobanchaceae. The record is from the annotation of a GenBank genome assembly.